Molecule: messenger RNA, 705 nt
Organism: Fonsecaea erecta
Lineage: Eukaryota; Fungi; Ascomycota; Eurotiomycetes; Chaetothyriales; Herpotrichiellaceae
Exons: 1
Coding region: 1-705 (234 amino acids)
Biological process (GO): fatty acid elongation; very long-chain fatty acid biosynthetic process; sphingolipid biosynthetic process
Cellular component (GO): endoplasmic reticulum membrane
Molecular function (GO): 3-hydroxyacyl-CoA dehydratase activity
Source: RefSeq, a predicted model, not a curated record
AUGGAGAGCCAGACGCCUCGAAGAGCAUCCGCGUCCCCAACGCAAAACUACCUGGUCGCAUACAAUGCCAUCUGCCUGGCCCUGUGGUCCGUCAUAACCCUGCGAGCAAUCUUCCUCAUCCCCACGCUCUUCGCGUUGGGGAAACCGCAAGGUCUUCUCGACGCUCUUUUUCCUUUCCUCAAAUGGACCCAGACGAUUGCCCUCCUCGAGAUCCUCCAUGCCGCCGUCGGCCUCGUCCGGGCCAGCCCCAUUACCACGGCGAUGCAAGUCGCGUCGCGGAUAUUACUGGUUUGGGUUGUUCUAGACAUGUUUCCACAGAUUGUCGCGACGACGAACAGCUAUGGGAAAUCGGUUCCGGGGUCAACAACGGGGCCGAUGGCUUUUGCAGGGAUCCUGACGGCCUGGGGAACUACCGAAGUCAUUCGAUACGGGUUCUUUGUGUGGAAGGCAGCCAUAAGUGAAAGAGUCCCUGCAGCCCUCACGUGGCUCCGAUACAAUACCUUUUUUGUCCUGUACCCCGUGGGCAUCUCCAGCGAAUGUCUGCUGAUGUACCUGGCGUUGACCCCGGCCGCGAAGCAAGGAAAGCAGCUCGACCUGCUGUUGAAGAUUGUCCUUCUAAUUUACGUGCCCGGGAGCUAUAUUCUCUACACUCAUAUGAUGACUCAGCGGCGCAAAGUCAUGAAGGGCAAGGGGAAAUCUGCUUGA